This is a messenger RNA of Thlaspi arvense, 4600 nucleotides long. The record is from the annotation of a GenBank genome assembly. NCBI's taxonomy places the organism in Eukaryota, Viridiplantae, Streptophyta, Magnoliopsida, Brassicales, Brassicaceae.
GCAAAAAAGAUCAUCUGUUACUUCAACCUAUGGAUUGACAUUAAAUUAGGGUUGUAAAGAAAAUAUGAAAAAGGACCAGAGGGGAGGUAACUAAACAACUGAAGAUCCUCUCGAUAUUUGCGAUCUUACGUUACCAAAACAAGACUCUCGUUCUUCUUGCAAUUUACAAGACUGCCACUUCUUCACUCUGCAUAAAGCUCCUCCCUUUUUGGCCUCUUCUCUUCCUCACACUACAGUGCCGUUCUUCUCUGAUAUCAGAUCACUAACUACGAGACAUUCCACCGGAAUUUCUCAUCUGAAUUCAGAGAAUUUCCGGGUAAUUCGAGGAAUGUCUGAGAACGAGGUUGUCCCUGACGAGUUUCGUUGCAACCGCUCCGAUGGGAAGCAAUGGCGGUGCAAGAGACGGGCUUUGGAAGGGAAGAAGAUGUGCGAGUCUCAUCACUCGCAGCUUAGUCAGAAGCGGAAUAAGCAGAAAGCUGCUGAGUCGAUGAAGCUCGAUAGAUCAAGGAAAGGAGACGAAGCGACGUCUUCAGGGAUCGAGCCAAGCGAAGGCGGAAUUAGGGCAAAGAGAUCGGGGAAAUCGAAGAAGAGGAAAGUAGUGAUGGGGGAAGCAGAGGCUGUUGACGAAGCUGUGAGGAAGAUGAAGCUGAAGAGAGGGGAUUUGCAGUUGGAUUUGAUAAGGAUGGUGUUGAAGAGAGAAGUCGAGAAGGACAAGAGAUUACCAAACAAGAAGAAGAGUAAGAAGAAGAAGAAGAAGAGCAAUAAAGGGUUUGGUGAUUUCGUUGGAGAAGAGUUAACGAGAGUUCUUCCUUAUGGCAUUAUGGCAAUUUCUCCACCGUCUCCGACUACAAGCAAUGUGUCAUCUCCUUGUGAUGUUAGAGUAGGGGAAGAACCGGUUUCGAUGAACAAGAGAAGAUUCAGGUCUAAGAACAUUGAACCUCUGCCUGUUGGGAAGUUGCAGGUGGUUCCUUUCAUGGAGAAUUUGGUUAAUUCAAGUAAGGAGAAGAAGAAGAGGUGCCAUUGGUGUGGAAUCAAAGGAUUUGGGAAUUUGAUUACUUGUUUGAGCUGUGAAAGAGAGUUCUUUUGCUUAGAUUGUAUUGAGAAAAGGAACAAGGGUUCAAAAGAAGAAGUUGAGAAAAAGUGUCCUGUAUGCCAUGGAUCAUGUAGGUGCAAGGCGUGCUCAAUCUCUAUGUCCGGAGUCACUGAAUGUAAGGACUCUCAGAGGGUCAGGAGUGAUAUUGACAGGGUUUUGCAUCUACAUUAUGCGGUGUGCUUGCUUCUUCCAGUACUCAAAGAAAUCAAUGCAGAAGACAGAGUAAAGGUCGAAAGUGAUGCAGAAGAGAAAGAGCCAAAUCCAGAUGAACCGCAAAUCCGUAGCUCUGAAUUGACCUCUGAUGAUCGACAGUUCUGGUGCUCACUCUUUUACCUUAUUGUUAUAUACUGUUAUAAGUGUUUGCAUAUUAUGCAAUCUGCUUUGAGUUUUUCUCUGACAAAUUCGUCGGGUAUCUGUCUGAGUAGCAGCAGUAACAACUCUGCCGUUGUGGAUUUGCCAAGAAUGUACACUCGUAGUUCCUCUGUUCUCAGGCUAAGUUCUGAUGAAGAUCAAAAUCAAGGGAGCUUUUCUGGAAAGGUUGGACCAGUCAAUUGCUUGAAUGGUAUGACAACUUGUAAGCCGCCUUUAUCUAAUGCUUGCGACCAAUCUCUAAAGAAAGCUCUAAUAGAUUGUAAAUGGAAAGAACUCAAAGGGUGCAGCAAUAAGCUUUCUUUGAGAAGCCUAUUCUCUCUGGAGGUGACAAGCAAGUUAGAGAUCAGUGCAGAGGAAAUAGUCAGUUGCUACGAGUUGCCUGAAAUCUUAGAUAGAUUCUCGGGGUGUCCGUUUUGUCUUGGAGUGGAAAAGCAACCUAGCAGUAGUGACAGCCAUUUGAAAGAAGCAUCCAGAAGAAGAGAAGACGCAACUAGUAACUUUUUGUACCACCCCACGGUGAUGGAGUUUCAAGAAAACAAUCUCGAACACUUUCAGACACACUGGAGUAAAGGACAUCCUGUAAUAGUUCGUAGUGUGUUAAAGGGUGGUUCAAGCCUAAAUUGGGAUCCGGUAGCUAUGUUCUGCAGCUAUCUUAUGAACAUCAAUAGUAAGACCGGUAAUACAACGAAUUGCAUGGAUUGGUUUGAGGUAGAAAUUGGGGUAAAUCAAACUUUCUUGGGGUCUUUUAGAGGAAAGGCUGAGACUAACACUUGUCAAGAGAGGCUGAAGCUGGAUGGAAGGCUUUCGUCUUCUUUGUUUAAAGAGCAGUUCCCACAUCAUUAUGCUGAAAUACUGAGAUUUUUACCAAUUCCCCAUUACAUGGAUCCAAAGCGCGGUCUACUUAAUGUCGCUGCUAACCUACCUGACACAAUACAAACACCCAGUCUAGAUCCAUGCCUCAAUAUUUCUUACAGGAGUGGUGAAGAACAUGCAAACCCUGGUUCUGUGAAGAAGUUAAGUUUCGAAACUUGUGACACGGUGGACAUCUUGCUACAUGUUACAGAAACAGCGGUCUCCACAAAACAGAUUUGUAGGAUAAGAAAUCUAAUGAAAAAUGUCGGGAGAGUAAAAUCUAAAAACUUAGAAAAGGGGAAGGAGAUCAGAUUUGGUAGGGGAAAGAAACAAGAUAGGCUUGAAGCUUCAUAUGCUCAGAGGGAUUGUUCGGGUGACUGUUCCAGUUCUGAUUCAGAAUCUUCACAACUCAGUUUAGGCGCUAAAUACAAAGCCAGUGAGUUUCAGGGAGAGGGAAGAGAAACUUGCAACGACUCUUGUGAAGAAGAAAGUCUAAGCAACUCUUAUGGUGCACAGUGGGAUGUAUUCCAGAAACAAGAUGUUUCUAAACUUCUUGAGUAUAUUAAGUGCCACUCUCUCGAGCUAGAACCCAUAGAUUCCAGCAAAACACCUGUGAGCCAUCCAUUACUUGAGCAGAGUUACUACCUUGAUGAGUAUCACAAAGCAAGGCUUAAGGAAGAGUUUGACGUUGAACCAUGGAGUUUUGAUCAAUGUGUCGGGGAAGCAGUCAUCGUCCCUGCUGGAUGUCCAUACCAAAAUAGAAAGAAUAAGUCUUGCGUAAACGCGGUUGUGAAUUUUCUUUCACCUGAGCACGUUACCGAAUCUAUCAAAGUAGUGGCCGAACUCAGUCAACUUCCCCAGAGCGUCAAAACGAAAGCAAACAAGAUUGAGGUGAAGAAAAUGGCGAUCCAUAAAGUCAGUGAAGCUGUUAGGGAAAUCCGGGAGCUCACAUCUUCAGAUUCAACAGCAGCAUCGAGAUUGUAACUAGAAGUAGAGGUACCAUUCUUGAUUCUUGACCAUUGAGAAUUGCACCAUUCUUCCGGGAACGAUUCAGCUCUUGAGUUACAGUUUCAAGGACUAGGAGAAUGUAAACAUAUAUAGAAAUGAACAAACAAGAACAAAGAGAACCAAAAGAGAAUUCAUUCACCAUUCAGAUUGUUGUUGGCUAAUGAAUAAUAAAAAGAAGCAUUGAUAUUGAAGUUUUUUUAAUAUAUUUCUGUAACACAUUUACACAUCUUAGCUUGUUAUUGGCAAAAUCUUAUGAUAUAUACGCAAUUUACAUAUGUUACAAAAGUGGGAAAUAUCUUGAUGUUACAAAAGUUUCUUGUCUAGAAUGGUUAUGACAAAAUCUAAUGAUAUAUACGCAAUUUAAUUACAAACAUUUUACUCGUUUAGGCUCAUUUUGUUCUAAGAACAAUCUUACCUUGUGCAUCUUCAUGCAUUAUCGGUAGGACUAUCUUUGGAGGCUGAAGCCUCCAGACUUUAGGAUCCUGAAACUGAUGUCCUAACUUAGCCAAUUUAUCAGCGGCUCGAUUCCCUUCUCUGUAAACAUGGCUCAACACGCACUUGCUAAGCCCAGGCAUAACCACAUUGAUGUAAUUCACAUGCUUUUUUGCCUCUUCACAUCUCAACCUCCCUCUCUUGGAGAUGAUAUCGACUAUGAUCUUGGCAUCUCCUUCGAGCCAUAGAUCCGUCCACCCGUUUUCUAGAACCAGCUCGAGCCCUCUUUUGAGGGCUGCGAAUUCUGCAACGGUGCUCGUGGCCUCCCCUAUGGAUUCUGAGUAUCCGAGGAGGAACUCGGCUUUGUGGUUCCUGAAUAUUCCUCCAAUGCUGGCUUGUCCUUGUCUUCUCGACCCGUCAAAGUUUAGCUUUGUCCAUCCAAUUUCAGGUUUCUUCCACACAACUUCGAUUGGUUGUUUAUGGUAGUUUCUGAUUAAGAAUAUGGUGGCUCGGGUUUGAAGCAAGCCUCGGAAUGUAGCCAUGUUUGAGAAAGCUAGCAUUGUGUUUUAAGUUGUUGGUAACUUCUCUCACAAGAGAUUUUAAGGAUUUAUUGGGGAUCUAAGCUUCGCGAGUGUCGUCUAAGAUGAACAUUAUCAUCACCAUUGAUGUCUGGAAAUGAAGGAUAAUGUAAUGGAAGGGUUUGUUAGGGAAAUGAUCCUUGCAAGGAAAGCAAAGAAUGAUCCUGGUUUUAAUUGAAGGGAAAGGGAAGGAACAUUAGCAGAAUUUAAUAAUUGUCAAAUAAUUAAUGAGAGUGGGUUUUGUCAGAUGAGGAAUGUUUUCAAG